Messenger RNA from Mesorhabditis spiculigera, 6300 nucleotides. Lineage: Eukaryota; Metazoa; Nematoda; Chromadorea; Rhabditida; Rhabditidae. The record is from the annotation of a GenBank genome assembly.
AUGGCCUAUCUGCUAAAAUAUUAUACAUUUUCGGCGAAAAUCCGCACGCUUUCCGAGUUCCAAGUACGACUCCAGACGAAUCAACAGGCGCCCUCCAAUGCCGAGAUUAUUACGACGCUUCGCUAUUUUCAGCAAACGCUUAUUGGGUUUCUAAAGGAACUGGCGCCCGGCAAUUCUCACUUCUGCCAAAAAUUCUCGCUCGAUCCGGCGAGAUGGGCUUUGUAUCCGAAUCUCAACUAUUCAGGGCUAUUUUAUGCCAUCUCCAAUCUCCUUGAAGUAUUUCCGUUAAUUACCUCCGGACAGAUGGCUGUUGGAGAAGCUGUCUUGGACACCAUCAAGGCCCUGAUGCUAUUUUUGGAUCGAGAUGCCAUCGAGCAGCUGCCGAUUACCUUGGCUUCACAGAUUGGGGUCUUUCCAGCUGAUUUGAAUAAGCAGAUUGUGCACCUCUUGGCUGAUUGUCUAUUUCCAUUUGCAUUAUCGCCAGAUACUAGCGCUAGAUUAUCGGUGCCUGGAUGUCUAAUGCUAGUACUCCAGAAUACAAAUGACCCUAGCCUUCACACCUGGAUGCUUGAGGCAAUAAUGGCAACUUCAGAAGAUGUGUACCGUGAUGUGAUUUCGGUUAUUGCAAAGGGGACUUCCGAAUCACGCGUCUCAGCAGCCAAUCUGCUAUUCCAUUAUUGGCCCUUCAGCAACCCACAAUUCUUACAUAGGAAAACUAUUCAAUAUCGGGUCCAAGCCUGGACAGCCCCAACGUGUCAAUACAGCUCCUGCCCAGAUAAAGCUACAGCCAUCAAGAAGUGUUUCGAGCCGAGUAUCUGUUCCGACGGCGCCGAUACCUCCCCUCCGGCCUUUCUGUGUCGUAGAUGCGCUGACACGGUGUUCAAUGAGAAGCAGGUGCCAUUGGAGAUUAUGAUGCAGCCGAUGCCAACAAGUACACACGGGACUUGUCAGAACAAGGGUUGCUCACAUCGACUCGCCAUCGGAACUUGCUUCUCCCCAGAAUGCUCCAAACAUAAUGGCUUCGUACCUGUCAGACUUUGCCAAGAAUGCUUGAUAAAAGAACACGAAGGUGACAAUGCCUCCCACUUCCGUCACCACGGCCGAAGUAUCGUUUGGGGAGACCCGGAAUUGUGCUGGGAUAUGGUCGAAGCCAUCGUCCAAUUGCUACGCGAGACAGCGACCCACUUGGAAGGUUCCGAAGGGGAAGGGAAACGGCCGAAGUGGUUGCGACAACUUGAAGGAGGUCAUCAAAUGGGAAAAGAAAUUGACCGAAUGGCCGAUGAGCGUCGAAUGCUAUCCAGAUUUGGUGUCUGGCUAAUGCAUGUUCAUACACCACCCACCGUAGAUGCCGACCCCAAAGCGAUCAGCUAUAUGAUGGGCACUGUAUUCCAAUGGUUUGCCACCACAGCCCUACUACCAAACGAUUCGAUGGGCCAAACCCUUGAGCAGCUGAAGACCGACUUUGUCUGCCAAUGGAUCAACCAGGCCAUCAAGAAUCACUAUGGUGUUUUUGUGCAGUCACUCAGCCCCGCCGCAGCUGAAACUGAUGAUCGGCCCGCUUUGGAACAAACCAAGGAGGCCUUGGGUCGAUUGUUAGCCCUAAUGCCCUAUGACAUCAUUUCUUUCGACACAUGGAAUCGUGUAAUCCCCAGUUGGCUACAAUACAUCUAUGAAGAAGCCCAAGAAGAACACCUAGGAGAGCUGAAAGUACUUCUGGCCAAAAUCUUCGAGCCUGACCUCUGCCCCCUCCCAUUCGAUACCGUCAAGGUUUUCGAAUUCGUUACGAAGCAGUUGUUGAGCAAGAACUAUGACAACAUUUUCAGCGGUUUACAAUGGCUACAUCAACUGUCGAGAAUGGAGAUCACAAUCCCGAUGGCCAUGCUGCUCGACGAUUUCAGCAGUUUUCUGAUGCAAAUGAACCAAGUGGAGCUGCCGCCUAUUGGGGAGAACGAUCUGGAAAGUGACGAGGUCUCGCUGCACGUGAUUAUGGUCGACAUUUUGGUGCUGCAGCUUCGUUUGAACGAUGUGACCUUUCAUGACCUGGCCAACACUUCGGAUCGGCUGUUUUCUACUCUGGCACUUUUGCUAAGCGUUCCAAUGCAUGUCGGGCCGCAUUGCUGUACAAAUCCUGAAAUGGACGAAUUUCCGGAUUGUAAUGCUUGUCAACAGGCUGCUUUUCUACAUCAGAUGCUGAUGUUGAUUGCCGAAGCUGUUAGUCCGAAGAAGGAGGUGGCUAUCCAGGCUACCGAAGAUUUGGCUGUUGAUGCACCGGAUGAGACAUCUAUGACCACUUCACAACCGUCUACGUUAUUAUCUCCGCAAACACAACAGACCGGCAGCGCAAUGAACACUGGUGCUCAAGUCAGCCCUAUGGAAGGUAUGGAAGGCCUACAAUAUCAUUCCGGAGCUGUAGUCGAAAUGGCUAGCGAUGAAUGCGUUGGCAUUCUCCCAACCGAAGAGGUCGAAAUGGAGAUGGCACAGGCGGUGACACUGACAGAUCAGGAUGUCGGACGGGAAGGAUGUCACGUUAUAACGACCACCCUGAUAGAAGGAAAAGGAGGAACGCCGAGCUCGUCCUCAAUGCCGCCUCCUCAAAAUACGCCUCCCUCAUUCUGGGAUACUUCUGUUGGGCGUUUCCGAUUCACGAUGGACCAACUGCCAUCGCAGCUGAAGCUAGUCCAUGCAUUGCUAUCGAACCUGGACCGCGAGGAAGACCCCGAUGUUCAGUACUUCAUGCUAAAUUCUCUGAAGUACCUUUGCUUACAUUGUGAAGCACUGGCCAACGCAAGAAGUCAGCAUCGUGGAUUCUUGAUUUGGACCCUGGAACACAUGUUUGUUCCGAAAAUGUGGUCAUUGCUUAGAUCUGAUUUUGUGCAAGUUGGUGAACUUGCAUCGCUGCUGCUCAUCCACUGCGCCACGUUUCCGGCUGGCGAAGAUAUUUUGUGGAAAGUCGUGACAAAAGAUUUCACCGCUGAUAAAUGGCAGACAAGAUUUGAUGCAGUUGGUCGUGCCUACGUUCUGGCUCAUAUGAUGAAGCCGGCGCCAGUGAAAGCCAACAAAGUGGUCCAGACGACGCUUUCUGUCAUCUUCUACCACAUGAUCGUCUCUAUCCAUGAUCCGAGCGCACAGGUUGCUCAACGUGCGUUGAUUGCCACUAGGGUUCUCCCGAGCACGACUCUCAAGCUUGUCUGUCUCUGUUUCGAAGCACAAUUCGACGCUUGUAUUAUCGAUCGACCGUUGUUGAUCCAUGCCAUCCAGACGUUGACAACGCAGGUUCCUGAUGAGACCACCCUCACCUACGAGUUUUUCAUCCAGCGCUUCGAAACUCUCGUCAUCGAAAGUCAAUUAAAUUCGCAAAGCGAAGACUCUGCAUUUGUACAAGACUUAUCACAUACGGAUCCGAUGUCUGAGCUCUACCAGCGCAAGGUUACGAAAGCCAGAAAGGCUUUGGAAGAAGCAACGACCGCUCGCAGUCUUGUGCGACAUCUCCGUGGCGUAUCCCUCCGUCAUCAGCUCCCACCAAAAAUCGCUGAUGAGCCAGUGGUCACCCUGGUCCGGGUGGUCAACCGGUGGAGGGAUAUGGCCGCACAGUUCACCGUCUCGGCGGCAUCCCUCGUCUCUCUGAUCGCCAAGACGUCGCCAGUAGUGAUGCGUGGAUUCGGCAGACUGCGCGAAUUCACGGAUGAAGAAUCAAACAUGUGCCUCCUUCUGAAUCGCGUCGUCGACAUGGAAAACCCAGAACGACACACCGUCUACCUCAUCAUCAGCCUCUUCGUGUCCUUCCUGUGCAAUAAAAAGGCUUCGCCAACGGACGAGAAGCAGAAUGCAAAGAAGCAGUCGCUGUUGUUCCGGCAUUUCAACGCUCUUCUUGGGUAUUCGAAUACGGAGAAGUGCUUUACGAUACCACCUUCAAGGAUCAGAAGAUCUGCCGUAUGCAACGCUUUUCUCUCUGGACUGCCAGAGAUCCUCGAUUCAAAUUUGAUUAUUGGAAAUCAACUCCUUCCAACCGUGGUCCAGCUCCUCAUCCACCUACCAUCGCCACAAAAGCUGGCUAGCGAUCGGCACAACUGCAACUAUUCAUUGAAACUUUUGGAACAACAUCCUAGGCAUCUCUGGCUGAACUCGCUGAUUUUGAUCUUGUACAAAUACCGCUUUGACACCGUCCCAAUCAGCGAUGGAGUCUUAAAGUUAAUCAAUAUCGUUUUGAAAACUUUGGAGGGACAGGCUCACCUGUGUUCUGAAGAGAUGUGUAUGGACGCAGAAGCCUGUGCUGGAUGGGGUGAUGUAUCGACCGAAGAUGAAGACGAAACGCUUCCAGAAGAAACGGUCCACCAGGCACGCAGACCCGACACCCUACGUGUUGCACGUAUCGCGGAGCAAGUGGAACCAAGUGCGGAAAUGGAAAUGGCGACGGUAGUCGAGCCGACUGUUGUGACUCCGCUCGUUCAAGCCUCCGUAAUGCAACCAACCAUCAUUGAACCUUCACAUCAACCCGGAUCUUUUCACAAGACUUCUAUGGAAAGGCGGAAAAAGCGCAUGCAAAAGAAGGAAUCCUCAUCAAAACCGAAGCGCUUGGCCCAAGCCGUCGAGAUGAGAUGCGGAUUCUGUAACCAUCCCACCGAAAGCUUCGACGAGGAGACCUUAUCUCUAUGCCUUGUAUCUUUAUCGGCCUUCCUACAUCGUGAACCGGCAAUGGCGGCUCCCAGCUUGUUCCGUAUCUUGCAUACGGUCACUAGGCUUAUCGAUAAACCACUUUACCCAUGGCAUUCCACCGACGUUUUUGUGCCCGGCAAUUGCAAAUCGGUUGCCAAACAAAUGGUGCGAGUGGUGAUCCAUCAGCUCUCCUCAUCCGGAAUUGCCUACCAACUUUUUGAUUCGACACUGCCGAGGGAUGAUCCAUUCUGGGGUGUCAUUGCGUUAUCCCUCGCUGAUUUCACCGAGUUGAGCCCGGUCUACUUUAUUCAACUUCUUUUGGAGGAUUUACAAGAAACAUGGCCACAAAAGAUGUCGACAAUUAUGCGGAACUUAGCUACAUAUACUGUGGAGAUUCCAACCGACUCCUACAUCGUGCAUUGGAGCACGUUGUCUGGCCAUUUGGAAAACUUUUUCCGGAAAUAUCAUACCGUGAUGACGGCCGAGGGUGGGAAGAAGCCUAUGAGAAGCGAGCUUCAAAAUGCCAUUACCGUUCUCGCCCAUGUCAUGAAGGUUCAAAACUUUUCGUCAUUCAAGAACGCGGUCCCACUGGUUGAUGCGUUUUCUAAAUGGCUGUCCGAAGCGAUGCAUUCAACGCCCCUAGCACUACCCGCUCUGCUGACAAUAUGCACGGCCUGCAAUCGCGCGUUAAUUAGAGAACGCGAUAAGCAAUGCAUUACCCGGUCGGUGGUUUCUGAAUUGAUACACGCCAUCAAAUUCAAAUGCCCGAUGCAUGAGGCGAAUUACAUGACGAUUGCGAAUAUGAUUCUGCAGGAUGCCGGGGAAUCAAUUCCUGUGGCUUUGAACGACGAUCAGUUCAAUACAGCAGCCGCAGAGGCUGUCCGCCCAUUCCUCUUCGAAAUCCUCGACUUUAUCUCGGAUCUUCAUGUCUUGGCGAAAAUCAAGAAAGAGAUCCAAUCAGACAGCGUCGGUGGAGACCUGAAGGUUGCCUUGGCGGAAGUGAUUGCCGUGGAAAUGAGCCGUACUCGCGACUGCCGAACGGUGAUCAGGUUUAUUCCGUGGUUGAUGAGCCCGCCAUCCGUUACACAAGCUGCCCCUGGAGCUUUUGCUGAUUCGGUGUCAAACGUGCGGGUCUUAUCAUGGCUACUUUUGGGAGCACUACAUGCUGGUCAACAUUGUCUACCAGUGCCCAUUGAAUGUUCUCAGCAUAUGGCUGAUUACAUCCAUUUUGUGCUAGCAGGAUUUGCCGAUCAAUCGAAGCAAUCGGUGGUGCACAUGUCGGCGUUAUUCCAUGCAUUCCAUCUAUGCCAAUUGUGGACCAUAUAUUGUGAACGAGCUGCCAGCUUUUCGUCACAAACUGCCUUCAGUCAUCUUUUGGACUUUUGGGCUCGAGUGACGCCGGCUAUUUUGCAGUUGCUAAGCCAUUCAAAAGUGCUUGCCGAUAUGGUUAACCUACACUUUUUGAAUACGAUCCAGGCCUUGCAGCAAGUAAAUUCCGCUCUACUCUGUCAACUAUUUGCAAUGUGGGCACCAAUUCUAACCGCCUACCAUUCUCAAAUUCCAAGCCAGCUCCGGAUGAAGAAAGUUCGCUACAAGAUUGCCCAAGUCGAACUGCAAACUUCCGCGGCUUCCCCUUACUACACUGUC